CGAGCGCCGGAGGAGGAGGAGGAGGAGGAGGAGGAGGAAGGGCAGGUUGACUUCGACACAACCGAACGCUGCUUUUCUCCGCUCCACUCUCGGUUUCGUUUCGUCCAAGUUUCCUCUCGUGGACGCCGUACAAAUCUCCUCAGCGCUUUAACGGGAUCCUACAGCGACGUCGGGUUACUGCUGUUGAGAAUUUAAACGGCUGCUGGGACAACUUACCUAAGCUAAGCUAAGCUAAGCUAAGCUAGCGGUCUCGCGUCCCCCGGUUAGCUAGCAGUGAUCAACACAACUCGGCGGAUUAUUAUUAUUAUUAUUAUUAUUUAUUAUUAUUAUUAUUAUUAUUAUUCCUUUUAAUUCUGGGGCCGUUUGAUGGAUCCUAGAAUCGCCUGGUUUCAACCAGAACAGCGCGGACCUGCUAACAGCCUGUGGAUGCAGAUUUGGGAGACGACGCAGGGCCUCGGAAACCUGUACUUUCACGGUAACGGAAAUAGCAACAGCAGCGCGGGGGCAUCGGUAGUAACGGCAGGAGGUGGUGGUGGUGGAGGAGGUGGAGGAGGAGGAGGAGGAGGGGGAUACAGCUCGAGCCCCAAGCCGAGCGGAGACAGCACCGGGGCCGGGCAGCACGACUGCGCCGAGCACAAACACCGAGUCAUGUCUGGGGAAAUCUCGGAGCAGCGGGACUUCAUACCGUUAGACAGCAAUAACGUCAACAACAACCACCACAACCAGCGGAUUGCGGCGGCUGCAGGCCGGGGCGGCGCCGGGGGAGCGUGUAGCGGGGCGCAGGACGCAGCGGCGCAGCGCAACAAGCGCAAACGGGACAACAAGGCGAGCACAUUCGGGUUCAACCAAAGUCUCUUAUUCAACGGACACAGGGGCACAGACACGGGCCUCUACACCGGGACACCGUGGAAACGUAGAAACUACUCCGGGGGAAUUGUAGGGCUCCAUGAGGAGAUCAAAGACUUCUACGAGUACAUCUCUCCUCGGCCAGAGGAAGAUCGGAUGAGGCUGGAAGUCGUCGACAGAAUUCAGAGAGUCAUCAAGGACCUGUGGCCCAGUGCAGAUGUCCAAGUCUUUGGCAGUUUCAGCACCGGACUGUAUUUGCCUACAAGUGAUAUAGACCUGGUAGUGUUUGGAAACUGGGAGACGCUUCCUCUGUGGACGCUGGAGGAGGCGCUGCGCAAGAGGAACGUUGCUGACGAGAAUUCCGUUAAAGUGCUCGAUAAAGCAACGGUUCCGAUUAUCAAACUGACAGACGCUCGCACUGAGGUCAAAGUGGACAUCAGUUUUAAUGUGCACAGUGGUGUUAAUGCUGCCAAUCUCAUCAAAGACUUUAAAAAGAAAUUCCCUGUGUUGCCGUACCUGGUGCUGGUGCUAAAACAAUUCCUGCUGCAAAGAGAGCUGAAUGAGGUGUUUACUGGAGGCAUUGGGUCCUACAGCUUGUUUCUCAUGGCUGUCAGUUUCCUACAGCUACACUACAGAGAGGAUGUGUGCAGUCCCAACUCCAACAUGGGCGUCCUGCUCAUCGAGUUCUUCGAACUGUACGGCCGCCAUUUUAACUACCUGAAGACGGGCAUCAGGAUUAAAGAUGGCGGCUCGUACGUAGCCAAAGACGAGGUGUUGAAAGGCAUGCUGGAUGGAUACAGACCGUCCAUGCUGUACAUCGAAGAUCCACUGCAGCCUGGCAAUGAUGUGGGAAGGAGCUCAUAUGGAGCCAUGCAGGUAAAGCAAGCGUUCGAUUAUGCCUACGUAGUCCUGAGCCACGCCGUCUCUCCCAUCGCCAAGCACUACCCCAACAACAAAUCUGAAAGUGUGCUGGGUCGAAUAAUCCGCAUCACAAGGGAGGUAGCAGAGUAUCGAGAUUGGAUCAACGAGCACUGGGGCGGGCAGUCGCAAACCGAGGAGGCGCUCAACUGCAACGGAAAUGAUGUCACCCUCCUGGUGGAGCCUCAGGAGCUGGAUGAGUGUAACAACAACUUGCGUGACGAGAUUGUGGUCCUUCCUCCGGCGCCGAGGAGUAAAGCGUCCUCCAACUCCUCCUCCCCACCUCCUUCCUCACCUUCGUCACCCUCUUCGUCCUCGUCGCCUUCUCCGUCAUCCACGACUUCCAGCGAUGCAGAUUCGGACGGAACGCCGUGCAAGACGGUGAAACAGCUGCCUGGCCGGGGCUCCGGCGCUCACAGAGAUAACACGGAGAGGAAUCUGUCCAAUCACAGAGCUCAGUGUCAUCCCAUGUCCACACCCACUACAGGCCACAAAGGCAGCAAGCAGAGCCGACAGUUUCGCCCGAACAAAAGUUCUCCGGCGCAACAGAGCAUCUCGAACAGCAAGAGCCACCAAAGCAGCAAAGCCCAUCACCACGCCGCCGGAAAGAGACGGAAAAACCAGCGUGAGGCAGCGCACGAGGACCUGUGCAGAUAGGAUGCGAUCUUUUCUUCCCAGACAUUUGCCUACUCUUACUUCCCUGACCACAAGGGGGUGCUGCCAGAGUUAUUGUGCCCUCUUUACCCAAAUCUGGGUUCUUUUUUUUUAAAGCAGUGAAAAAAAACAAACAAAGAAAAAAAGAAGAAAGUGUGGAAAUGGAGGCAAAUAAAUCAGGAGUGUUUAUUUUUCCUUCUCCUUUUUUUUUUUUUCUUCCUUCCUCACAGGCUUUUCUACUGCUUGUGCUUGGUGUGGUGGAGUUUUUUUAGGCGUCCUCAUCGACUCUCUGCCACAGAGACCCUUCUCUUAACGGUGUGGAGGACCAAAGACUUGAAAAUAAAAAAAAAAGAAAGAAAAUAAAUAGAAAAAUUACAGAGACUCAGAUGAGCAAUAUCUUGAAGCCCUGGACUUAAAAAAAAAAAUACAAAAGACUGAUAUUUGAAAACACAAAAAAAAUGAGCUCCAAUUUUUAAAAAAUGAGGAAAAAAAAAUACAAUCACUGAAAUUCAGGAAAGAAUUUAUGCAUGAAGAUUUUUUUUUCUUUGCAUUUUUUUUCUUUUGAAAGAGUGAAAUUAUUUACCAUGUGUUAAUUAGAUGGAUUUAUACAAAACAAAACCAACAAAAAAAGCAAAAAAAAAAAAAAGAUGAUAAAAUGUCUCUAAAUCAUAAGGAAAAUUUCAUAGAUGUUUUUACUGGAAUUGUCACAUUUUUUGACAGAGCCAAACUGGGAAUUAAUUUAAUCAUCAGCAUCUGAAGUGUGUAUGUGUGUGUGUGUGUGUGUGUGUGUGUGUGUGUUGCAUGUGUCUGAAUAUGGUGUUGAUGUACAGUAUCUGUUUGUGAUUCUACGUUUACGGAGGUGCAUGAAUGUCUUAUUGUCAGAAACGGUUCGAGCGUGUGUGUGUUUUUGUUGUCUGUUGCGUGCGCACACACACCCACACACACACACGCACGCUUUCAUUCGUCUGAAAUUGACAUCGUCGGUGUAGCAGAAGCGAGCUUGUCUCAGCAUUGUGCUUAAUGAGAGAAUAUUUUACAAAUCACUACCCGAUUUAUAAUCCUUUUUCUUCUGUAUAGCAUCAAACCCCAAAAUUAUUUGAAUUGUAUGCAUUUUUUUUUCUCAAAGACUUGAAAUAUAGAUAUAUAAUAUUAUAUAUAUAUUAUCUAUAUAUAUAUAUAUAUAUAUAUAGAUAUGUGAUCUAGAUGUGUAUCUAUGGCCAGAUGAGGAUGAUGUGAAUGUUGGUCAUCUUAUAUUGUGGCUAAGUCACUGUUCAGUUCAUUUAUUAAUUUGUUUUUGUUUCUUUCUAUCAAACAAUUGAACCCUCCGAUGACCAACGUUUGUCUAAACUUUUCCAAGUGACCAUUUUAAACACAUUGUUUUAACCUGUGGCUGGUCUACUUAUGUUAUAAAAUGGAAAUUAAUUUUUUUUUUCUUUUUGGGGUGAUUUUAUUUUAUUAUUAUUAUUAUUAUUACUUUUUUUUUUUUUAAGUUACAUUUUCCCCCCAUGUGUCAUGGAAACUUUUGUCACUGCAGUACAUCAACCGACCGCUAGAUGGUAGUCUAGCCUUUUUUUUCCCCUCCACAGAGUUUCCUUGUCAUCUUGUCAGAUUUGACCAUAAAUAUAUAUUUUUUUGACGUUCAAGUGGAUCAGAUUUAACACUUGUAUGAAAACAGAUGACGUUAGGAGGGAGAGAGAAAGGAGGAAGCAUAAGAGCUUGAAGGGUCUCUAGUGCCAUUGAGAAUGUCUGAUGGUUUCAGAUGAACUGUAAUUGUGAUAACUCAUGCAAUAAACCUCAGCACAAUUUAAAAAAAAAACAAACAAAAACCAACCAAGGCGGCAUUUUCACUGUGUGUCCUUUUAUUAUAGGUCUUUUGAAUUUAUGUGCAGCAUCUACAUUUUAAAGCAUGACUCUGUCUGUUUCUGGGGUAAUUCAAGUCGAAGGGUCGUUAAUUCAGAGCUAGGACAGCAAUGUUGCCUGGGAUUUCUGGGUUGGAAGGAAUUAGCUAAUCAGCUGAACUCAUUCAAAAUGGUCAAGGAAAAAAAAUGGUUCUGUCAUUUUGCUCAACAAAAAUUCUGAUUAAAAUAAUUGAAUAAUUUAAAA
Tachysurus vachellii is the source of this 4521-nucleotide messenger RNA. RefSeq names its product terminal nucleotidyltransferase 4B (gene tent4b). The coding region runs from base 367 to 2421 and encodes 684 amino acids. Gene Ontology annotation, cellular component: nucleolus; TRAMP complex. The transcript has 12 exons. The record is from RefSeq and is a predicted model, not a curated record. Lineage: Eukaryota; Metazoa; Chordata; Actinopteri; Siluriformes; Bagridae. Gene Ontology annotation, molecular function: poly(A) RNA polymerase activity; mRNA binding. Gene Ontology annotation, biological process: RNA 3'-end processing.